CUCCUGUGAGUAAUAGCGUGACGUUCCAUGACUCUCCGCCCCUACUCCUGCACUCAGCAAGAACAUGGCUGGAAGCUCCUGGAGGUCAUUGCUACGCUGCUUCUCAGGAGCCCUGAACAACACCAACCAUGUCAGAACGUUUUCUAGUCAAUUGCAGACAGUCACCUUGAUCCCAGGAGAUGGAAUUGGGCCAGAAAUUUCUGCGGCUGUCAUGAAAAUUUUUGAUGCUGCCAAAGCUCCUGUACAAUGGGAAGAGAGAAAUGUAACCGCCAUUAAAGGACCUGGAGGGAAGUGGAUGAUCCCUCCUGAAGCCAAAGAAUCCAUGGAUAAAAACAAGAUGGGGCUUAAAGGACCCUUGAAGACUCCCAUUGCUGCUGGUCACCCCUCUAUGAAUCUGUUAUUGCGCAAAACGUUUGAUCUGUAUGCCAAUGUCCGACCUUGUGUCUCCAUUGAGGGCUACAAAACCCCUUACACUGAUGUGGACCUGGUUACCAUUCGGGAGAACACUGAGGGAGAAUAUAGUGGCAUUGAGCAUGUGAUUGUGGAUGGAGUGGUGCAAAGCAUCAAGCUAAUCACGGAGCAAGCAAGCCACAGGAUUGCAGAGUUUGCUUUUGAGUAUGCAAGAAACAACCAAAGGAGUACAGUGACGGCAGUGCAUAAAGCAAAUAUCAUGAGAAUGUCUGAUGGCCUUUUUCUAAAGAAAUGUCGGGAAGUUGCAGAGAACUAUAAAGAUAUAAAGUUUAAUGAGAUGUACCUGGAUACUGUGUGUCUCAAUAUGGUUCAAGAUCCCACAAAUUUUGAUGUUCUUGUGAUGCCCAACCUGUACGGUGAUAUUUUGAGUGACUUGUGUGCAGGGCUAAUUGGAGGCUUGGGGGUUACUCCAAGUGGAAAUAUUGGCGCCAACGGCGUUGCAAUCUUUGAAUCGGUUCAUGGGACAGCCCCAGAUAUUGCAGGAAAAGAUCUUGCUAAUCCCACCGCUUUACUCAUGAGUGCAGUAAUGAUGCUCCGUCACAUGGGUCUGCACGACCAUGCUCGUAAAAUUGAAAGCGCCUGCUUUGAAACUAUCAAAUCUGGAAAGGUUCUCACUAAAGACUUGGGAGGAAACGCCAAGUGCUCAGAUUUUACGGAAGAUAUUUGUCGCAGAAUACGGGACAGCGACUAGCUUUACACUGCAAUAUGUCCAACCAGCCGACAUUAAGCACGCACAUCAUAUCCUGCUGUUUGUGGGUUCAUGCCUCCGCACCUACCCCUUACCUGCUAGGUCUGCAAAUCUCUAAUACUAUUUGGAGUAGUUUUGGAGGUGAUUUUGGCAGCCGGGAGGUUUGUUAGACUAAAGUGGAAUGGAAAUGUGUUAAUACAGUGGAAAAUGUGAAAUGGAACACUACAGUCAAAUUAAAAUGAGAUGAUCUCUAAGCUCAUUUCAAUACAAUAUC
Molecule: messenger RNA, 1433 nt
Organism: Bombina bombina (fire-bellied toad)
Lineage: Eukaryota; Metazoa; Chordata; Amphibia; Anura; Bombinatoridae
Gene: IDH3A
Product: isocitrate dehydrogenase (NAD(+)) 3 catalytic subunit alpha
Exons: 11
Coding region: 65-1162 (365 amino acids)
Biological process (GO): tricarboxylic acid cycle; isocitrate metabolic process
Cellular component (GO): mitochondrion
Molecular function (GO): NAD binding; magnesium ion binding; isocitrate dehydrogenase (NAD+) activity
Source: RefSeq, a predicted model, not a curated record